This is a messenger RNA of Zygosaccharomyces rouxii, 582 nucleotides long. RefSeq lists its product as uncharacterized. Gene Ontology annotation, biological process: spindle pole body duplication. Bases 1 to 582 code for a protein of 193 amino acids. Gene Ontology annotation, cellular component: central plaque of spindle pole body. The transcript has a single exon. Gene Ontology annotation, molecular function: structural constituent of cytoskeleton. The record is from RefSeq and is a predicted model, not a curated record. NCBI's taxonomy places the organism in Eukaryota, Fungi, Ascomycota, Saccharomycetes, Saccharomycetales, Saccharomycetaceae.
AUGGCAGACUUGACAAGGGAAUUUUUUGACAGACCUGAGAACGAUGAUACUUUGCAAAAUAUUAGAAGACAGUAUUUGGAAUCAAAGAGAAAUUUACAAGAUCUUAUGAUGAAGCAAAAUCAAAAUGGAGAUGCUGAUGCUGAUGAUGCUGUUGGCGUCGGCAUCGGCGUCGGCAUCGGCGGGGGUGUUAAUGAUCAGAGCGCUAAGAUACGAAGGGGAUUUAAAAGUCCGUUGAAACCGAAGGAAGUAAUGAUGGAGAAUAGACCAACUUCUGAUAACUUGAUCAUGAUGAAUGAAGUGAGAUCUUUGAAAAGCCUCGUCUAUGAGCAGCAAGCUCAGAUACGCAGAUUGCAAGCGGAUUUACAAUUUCAAAAGAAUUCGGAGUUUGAAUUUCAAAGAUCAAUAUUACAAUUUCAAUCUCAAUUGAAAAAUCUUCGAGAUGAAUUCGCGGAAUUCAAGCUUUCAAAGAGCUAUAAUAUUGAUAACAACCAAGAUCACUACAAUCGCAAUGUGUCAUUUGAAUCACCACCAUUCGAUGACAGCACUACGAGACUCAUUCAAAUUUCAGGUCAAAAAAGAUAA